CCAAAACUGACGGUGUCGCAGCCGAUUGGCUCGAAUUCCAGCCUAUCGCACAACACUACUUAUUGACAGUGUCGACGUUUGUGAUGUUAAAUCUGAUGUUUCCAGGGUCUGAAGAGUUACUACAGUCGACCUGAGUGCUGCAAUAAAGAAAAUGCCAAGAACUAUUUUCCGGAAAGCCUGGUCCUCUGAUGAAAAGCUUGAUGGCAAAACUGUGCUGAUCACUGGUGCCAACACUGGCAUCGGGAAAGAAACUGCCAAAGACCUGGCAAAGAGAGGGGCAAAGAUCAUCAUUGCAUGCAGGGACAUGGAGAAAGCACAGGAGGCCUUGAAAGAAAUUAUCGAAACCUCAGGCAACGACAACGUCAAGUGCAUGAAGCUCGACUUGUCUGACACCAAGUCCAUAAGAGAGUUUGCUGAAGCCUUCAACAGAGAUGAGCCAAAACUCAACAUCCUCAUCAACAACGCCGGAGUGAUGAUUUGUCCUUAUGGGAAAACUGCAGACGGCUUUGAGACGCAGAUUGGUGUUAAUCACUUGGGUCAUUUUCUGUUGACACACUUGUUGUUUGACCUGAUUAAAAGAUCAGCACCAGCCAGGAUCGUCAUCGUGUCCUCUGUGGCUCACGUUUACGGCUCCAUCAAUCUGGAGGACAUCAAUAGCGAGAAGAGAUAUGACAAGGUCAAAGCUUACUCCCAGAGCAAACUGGCCAACAUCCUCUUCUCCCGCUCACUGGCUAAGCGACUGGAGGGCACAGGUGUGACAACUUACUCUCUCCAUCCUGGUGCUGUUAAGACCGAUUUGCAGCGCCAUGCGAAAGGUGCUUGGUCGUUUCUCCUGACACUAACUAGGCCUUUCUUUAAAAACGCUGUCGAGGGAGCUCAGACGUCACUCUACUGCGCCGUGGAACCAUCACUGGAGAAUGAGACCGGUCAAUACUACAGUGACUGUACUCGUACCAGCUGUUCCUCUGCUGGUAAAGACGAUGACAUGGCACAGAAGCUGUGGGAGCUGAGCUGCCAUAUGCUCAACAUAACAUGGGAAUGAACCAACCUGGAAGGAAAAUAAAAUCUUUACAGAGUUUCUCUGCUAACUGAUGCACUGAUAUCUGAUUUCACUAUGACUGCCAACCAGGAAAGAAGGUGCAAAAGACCUAACAAAUUUGCAUUGAGUCAUAUAUUUUUCCCAACCACUGUUUUAUGUGUGUGUUUUCCAUAAUAACCGUAAUUUAUCAAUGUGUCUAUUUGUGAUUGUGAUGUAAACAAUUUACUGUAAGCUUAAACAAUUUUUUAUUCAUUUUGAUGAAAGCUGUGGAAAGCUCAUUUUAAUGCAAUAAGUGCAGUAAUUCAGGAAUAAACUUGACUGAAUCAGA
This is a messenger RNA of Amphiprion ocellaris (clown anemonefish), 1367 nucleotides long. RefSeq names its product retinol dehydrogenase 12-like. The transcript is spliced from 7 exons. The coding region runs from base 152 to 1042 and encodes 296 amino acids. Lineage: Eukaryota; Metazoa; Chordata; Actinopteri; Pomacentridae. The record is from RefSeq and is a predicted model, not a curated record.